GGUCCCGUUCCUACGUACAGUUAUAAAUACCUUGUGCUUCCUUUACCUCUUCAUUCCAUUUUUGUAUCUCAUGGCGAUCUCCAAGAAUUUUCCUGCUUCCACUCUUCUUCUUAUUAUUUCUUUUCUUGUAAUUCUGCAGCUUCAUUACAGUGAUGAAAUAUCGAUGAACGCUGAAGGCUUUGAGAGUUCUCCGGCAUCCGCACCAGCACCAACACCAAUCCCCUCAAGCCCUCUGUCCCCCAAAAUAGAUUGCGGCGAGAGAUGCUCAGAAAGAUGCAAGUUGUCAUCAAGGCCUAAUCUGUGUCAUAGAGCGUGCGGGACUUGUUGCGCCCGUUGCAACUGCGUGCCUCCGGGCACUGCGGGCAAUCAAGAGGUCUGCCCUUGCUACGCUAACAUGACGACUCAUGGUGGCCGAAAGAAGUGCCCUUAAUUUACAAUUCUGCCAUAUGUAUGUGUCGUGUUAUUCACUCAGCAAAAUGUUUGUGCAGUACGAAAAUAGACUUCAUUCUAUUUGUUGUUUAACAGAUAUAAUUGCUUCUUUGUUAUUUAUCCUUCAAUAUAAAUGAAUGAUGUUGAACACCA
Daucus carota subsp. sativus is the source of this 582-nucleotide messenger RNA. RefSeq names its product gibberellin-regulated protein 11. The transcript has 3 exons. NCBI's taxonomy places the organism in Eukaryota, Viridiplantae, Streptophyta, Magnoliopsida, Apiales, Apiaceae. The record is from RefSeq and is a predicted model, not a curated record. Bases 71 to 430 code for a protein of 119 amino acids.